GAUGUUCUCCAUUUGCAUGAUGUUCUUGCCAGAGUGGUACUGGUCAGGUUGUGCCAUACAAUAUCUAGAGCUCGUGCACUCGAUGAAAGGCCAGAUAUUAAGUCUCAGUUUAAUUCCGUGCUCUAUCAGCUGCUCCUGGAUCCCAGUGAAAGAGUUUUCUUUGAGGCUGUCCUGUGUGUGUUGGGAAAAUUUGAUGGUGCAGAGAGGACUGAGGAACGAGCUGCCGGGUGGUAUCGUCUAACAAGAGAAAUUCUUAAGCUUCCAGAAGCACCUUCUGUGAAGGACUCUAAUGGCGAAUCGAAAGAUGCAGUUCCACCGAAGGCCAGCAAAGAUAAUUCUCGUAAAACAAGACGUUCACAACCGCUUAUUAAACUUGUCAUGAGAAGGUUGGAGAGUUCCUUCCGUAGUUUCUCUCGGCCUGUGCUUCAUGCUGCAGCCAGAGUUGUGCAGGAGAUGGGGAAAAGUCGUGCUGCUGCUUUUGCAUUGGGUUUACAGGAUAUUGAUGAAGCAGCUCAUGUUAAUACAUUUUCUGAAAAUGGUGAUUCAGUCAGUUCAGAUCUUAACGAGCUCUCUCAAUCUGAAGGUAUUCGAAGGGUUUCUUCUAUCUCUAAUGGAAUAGGUGGCAAGGACACAAUUGUGGGUUUACUAGCUUCAUUAAUGGAAGUGGUGCGGACAACUAUAGCAUGUGAAUGUGUUUAUGUAAGGACCAUGGUAAUUAAAGCACUCAUAUGGAUGCAAAGUCCACAUGAAUCCUUUGACGAAUUAGAAUCCAUAAUUGCAUCAGAGCUUUCUGAUCCAGCAUGGCCAGCAACUCUAUUGAAUGAUAUUUUGCUUACCUUACAUGCUCGGUUCAAGGACAAUUUGUAG
This is a messenger RNA of Ilex paraguariensis (yerba mate), 867 nucleotides long. NCBI's taxonomy places the organism in Eukaryota, Viridiplantae, Streptophyta, Magnoliopsida, Aquifoliales, Aquifoliaceae. The record is from the annotation of a GenBank genome assembly.